Esox lucius (northern pike) is the source of this 4079-nucleotide messenger RNA. RefSeq names its product t-complex 11, testis-specific-like 2 (gene tcp11l2). The coding region runs from base 1499 to 3118 and encodes 539 amino acids. The transcript is spliced from 10 exons. The record is from RefSeq and is a predicted model, not a curated record. NCBI's taxonomy places the organism in Eukaryota, Metazoa, Chordata, Actinopteri, Esociformes, Esocidae. Gene Ontology annotation, biological process: signal transduction.
AUUUUUUUUAAAUAUAGUACGUUUAUUGGGGUGACUGUAGUAACCUAACUGUGUCGAUGCCACGACGAUCAAUAUGCUUUCUGCGACAUUUCAGAUGUUUUGGUAGUGAAAAGCAGAUCGCUGGAUCUCUUGUUUUGGUGCUGCAGAAUGAUCACGUGUACUUAACAGUGACGCGUUGGUGGAUAUUUAUGCCUGUGCUGUCUGUGUAGCUCGCAUAGUGCACUGACUGUAACUUAAGACAGCCUUUGGUGUAAUCAGCCUUAUAGGGCUGAACGAAUGAAAUGAGAGUUGCCAUGCAUAGGCAAAGCUAUUUUACCCACUAUUAAUCAGUCAUUACACUGCCGGCGCAAGGGCUGUAUUUUUCUCUUGAUUUGGAUAUGGAAUGUUUGCCUAUAAUCGCACAAUUAUAGUACUAUACAUGUCCUAGGCUAUUUACAGUAAAAGCAUUGUGCAAUCUCAAGUUCUGGUGUCACUUGACAAGUUCGCCUGAGAAUCAGUGUUGCCAUUGUUGCCAUGGUUCCCUGUCUCAGAAAAUAAGUACUUGUCUCCUUAAGCACAAAUGUUUAAAUUUGAUUAAAUGUCUGCAGCAAAGUAGUAGCAAACCAACUUUUUUUAGGAUCUGGUCUGUUUAUGCAUUUUCUGCUUUUAUUUUGUGUUUGUCCUGACAUCUUGACCAUGAUGCUCAAUGUGUAAACAUAACUAAACCCCAUUGUAAGUUCCCUCCCAGUCAGCUGGACAUCUCUGCGGUUGGUUUGCCUGUCCCUGUAUAUGUUGUCUCAGUUUACCUUUUACAUAAAGUCUAACCAAUGUGAUAUUUCUGAGACAAGGUGAAGUCACUUUUUUAGACAAGAUCCAAUUGUCUUCUGUGUAUGGCCUAUUCGUUGAACAUACUGUAGUGAAAUACUUUAAUAAUUAGUUGGCCUAGGCCUGUGUCUCAAAUUCCAAUGGUUUUGGAUCAACUACAUUUACUUAGCCAACUAAAGGCUGGCCUAGUUGUCUACUUGGAAUCUUAAUAAUGUUGACAUUCACUAGUAAUGCUGCUUGUGUUGCUUGGACCAUUAUGAGAGUGAUUACCCAGUUCACCUGAGCAGGGAAUUGGAUCUGCAGUGGACAGUUGGCUGUUGAAAAGCCCACUGUUAUCAUAUGACCCUGGAGAUGCUGGCACUCCAAUUCAGGACACAGUGGACCAUUGUCUCUUCUGUAAAAUUCAACAGUUAAAUUUUUUUUUUGUUAUUGGAGAAGUAGGUUGUACUGACUAAAUAAUGCCAAACGUGCGUGUGUGCGUGCAUGCACAAGCUCUCUUGGCUAAGGAACGGUCUUACUGUUACCCUGGCCAUCCUAACCUAACAGCUGUUUAACUGUCCUGUGGCGUUUUACGUCGUGUGUCACCUAGCAACGGGAACACAAACACACAGAAACAACACACAUUUUGUCCUAAUGGUAACACCAUACCAAAGAGACAGUUGAUGGACUGGUCUUCAGUAAGCAUUAGCCCACCAUGCCUGGGAACAAUGAGCUGCCCACCUCCAUGACCACCAGGGGUAGGGAGGACGUCAGUAGUGACGCUGAGUCGUCGUCAGACCCCUGUGACAGCCUCACGUGUGCCAGUGACUCUGACUGCUCCCGCCAGAGCUUUACCAGUGACUGCUCCAGCAGCAAGCACAGCUCCCCAUCCUCCAGCCCGCCCAAAACCAUAACACUGGAUGAGGUCAUGUCUUCUGCUCGGGACCUAUCCAACCUGACCCUAGCACACAACAUCAUUGUCGACCGUGAAUUCCAUGUGGAGCAGCCCCACCUACCUCAGAACAGUUUGGUAAAGCAGGUCAAAGAUAUAGUUCACAAGGCAUUCUGGGAUAGCCUGGAGUCUGAACUGAAUGACAACCCACCAGAGUACGAGCAUGCCAUUAAACUGCUGGAGGAGAUCAGAGAGAUACUGCUAUCUUUCCUGAACCCGGGAGCCAAUCGGCUGCGAACUCAAAUCCUGGAGGUGCUGGACAUGGAUCUGAUUCGCCAGCAGGCUGACAAGGAGGUGGUGGAUAUCCAGGGCCUUGCCUCAUACGUCAUCACCAUAAUGGGCAAGAUGUGUGCCCCCGUCCGUGACGAAGAGGUCAAGAAGCUCAGCGAGAGCACUGACAGUGUUGUGUCAUUGUUCAAAGAGAUUUUCCGAGUGCUGGACCUGAUGAUGAUGGACAUGGUGAAUUUCACCAUUCAAAGCCUGCGGCCCGAACUGCAGAGGCAGUCUGUGGAGUACGAGAGGGAGAAGUUCCAGAGCAUUGUGGAGAAGAUGCCCAGUGCAUUGGACCAUACCACUGAGUGGAUCAAGUCCUCUCUGGAGGAGGUGCUUUUCUCAAUGCCAACUGUAAAGCAGACCAACGACCAGGAUAAGGGAGGGAAAGCCUUGCCCAGCCCCCUACUGGUCUUUAACAAUGGAUUCAUCCAAAUCCUCACCUGGGACUAUCAGAAACGCCCACUGCCUGAGACCCUGCUGACGGACGAGGUGCGUCUGCGGGAGCUCCAGCGAAAUCUUCAGCUGCUUCAGUCUGUAGCCUCGGUGCUGCUCAUCGUCUACAAUGCCAUCGGAGGUCCAAUCUCAGGCUUGCCCGCGCUCGCCGAGCGCCUUAAGAGGAUGACCAGUGUGCUGCUGGAGGGCAUGCACAGCCCGGACUUUAACCUGUUGGAGGCCCUGGAGAAUGUUAGUGCUCAGAUCUGCUGUGAGCUUAACAAGUCUCUGGCCGAAAGGAACUACCCUGCCCUGCCCCCAGAACUCCAGGCCACCCUGAAGGGCCAGAUCACCAGCAUCACCCAAGAAAACAACCCUAUUCGCAGUCUUGUAGAGGGGAGGGUCCUGCAAUACAUCCGGGCACUUUUAGCCGCCAAGUCUCCAGUGAACCUGACCCCGAUGCCAGGGGGCCUGGCCCUGAUCCAGCCGGAGCUCACCUCACUUGCGGUCACCUUCGUCAACCUGGUCAAAUACAACAAGCAGGUCUACGGUCCCUUCUACAUGACGAUCCUCAAGAACCUACUGUUCAGUAACACUGGCCCUCCACCAGCAACCACCACACCCCAAGAGCCCAGCACACAGAACCCCGUCAGCUACAAUGACAAACCCACCUACUGAGCCGGGAGCAACGGAACACUGGAGCGGAUGUCAUACUGAGAGGGGGCGAAGAAAGGAAAACAUUGUCACUUUUAAAAUCCGAUGAUGUGGUUGUUGUGAUUCCUUGAGACUGCAACUGUCCCCUGUCCCUAACUCUUCUCCACUAAGGCUUUAGAUGUAGUAUAACCACUACGUUUGUCUCUAGAGCAUCGGAGUACAGGCAUCAGAUGACAGCUCGAUGUAUCAGCGUCCCGCUGUCCUGCAUUGCGAUAUCUUCUCUGUUAGACUUGACCUUUAAGUGAAUCUUGGUGUCCAUUCAUACCAAACAACGGACCCUAGUGUUUUGUGUGUGGAAUCUUUCCCACUGUCCCUACUAAUUGCGUGGGUACAUUCGCAUGGAUGUAAGUGGCCCAUGUCUACUCUUGUUAUUUUGGUAGAGGAUUCAUAAAAUUGUACUGUUCCAAGGGACAUUGAUAUAUUUCAUAGACCUUUAUGACGUAAGGGAAACAAGUAUAUUUAUAAGCAUGUCACUAAUUUUGAUUACUUUUCAUAUUACUUAUGUUGUGCAUACUGUAGUUUCAUAGAUAAAAUUGAUCUAUAACUUUAUUACAUGAUGAGGUGCACAAGUCCAGAGCACAAUAUUAUAUUUAUAUAUAGUAUAUGGCAUAUUCAUGGAAGUUAUAAACCAUUUAAAUAGAAAAUCUAUUUUUAACCCAUGUCGCUGCUGACUCACACAGGUUACAGCUUGGCAAAUGUCCUUUUUUUUUUCUUUUUUUUUUGCUUUCCAACACACUUUUAAAAAUAAUUUGAGAAGUUAAUAGUUGAUUGCUAUGGUUAUAGCAUUUUUAUUUUUUUAAAUCUGAUGGAUUCUUACCUGUUACGUUUUGAAUUUAUGUUUAAAUUAAGUUGUUAAAUACAGGUCAAUGCCAAAAUAAAAGAAAUAGGGGUUUAGGCCACCACAAGGCAAGACACCAGAACCGCA